CAGAGCUUUCCUUCCUAAAUUCGCCUUGCCAGGCAGCAGCAGGACGGUUCCUGUGUGCUGCUGGUCCCCCUUCACACCGAUGCAGUUUGGAUUCACAACUUACAAGGAAUAAAAAGGAGCGAUGCACCCGAUGGGCUGUUCUGCGAUCCCAGCCCCUUCGGUGUGCCUUAGGCAGCGGCAAUGGGGACAAACGGACCGCUUUCCAUGAGUGCCCAUCCUGGGCCAGAGCAGCGCGGUUACCGCUAGAUGGCGACUGCUGUCCGCGGAUCCCGGCCCGAUCCCUGCGCGCCGGCAGCCGGGGCUGGUUUAUGAAUGAGGGGCUGCCCCGGCUGCCCCCAGCUCCUCCCUGCAGCUCAGCCGCAGGUACUCGCGGUCGGGCCGGCUGCUGGGCGCUGAGACCCCGAGGGCUCCCUGGCUGCUGGCAGCAGAGGUGGCAUCUCAGCGCUGGACCAUGGUGCUGUGAGGACGAGGUGUCCCCUUCCCACUGCUGAGCACCAGAAUGCAUCCUGAACCUCGCCGCAGCCUGCCCCUCUCUGCACUCCUGCUCUGCCUCCUCCUGCAGCAGCUGGGCAGCAGCAAGGCAUGGAAGCAGCAUGCCCCGCGCCUUCGUCUUGCCUACAAAGAUCUGCUGAAAUCCAACAGCUCUCGCCUGUUGCUGGCCUCAGCGGACGGGAUGGAUUUCCAAGCCCUUUUGGUGGAUGAAGACAGGGCCUGGCUGAUGGUGGGAGCGAAAAACCACAUCUUCCUGCUCCACCUGGACCAUCCCAGCAGAGAGCCUGAGAAGGUUUUCUGGCCAGCCUCCCGGGAGCAGGUGGAGCAUUGCCAGCUGGCUGGGAAGAAUGUGGAGACAGAGUGUGCCAACUUCAUCCGCCUCCUCCAGCCCUUCAACAGGACCCAUGUGUUUGCCUGCGGGACCGGCUCCUACCAGCCCGUCUGUGCCUUCAUCCAGCUGGGAGCCCGGGGGAAGGGUCCUGGAGCUCCCACCAUGCGGCUGGUGACUCACUCCUUGGAAUCGGGGCGAGGACGGUGCCCAUACAGCCCCCAUGAACCCUUCACAGGACUCCUUGUGGAUGGGGAGCUGUAUUCUGGUACCUCCAGUGACUUCAUGGGCAGCAGUGCUGCCUUCUUCCGGACCUGGGUCCAUGGGGCCGAGCAGAGCUACAUCCGGACGGAGCAGAACCAGGACCACUGGCUGCAUGAGCCCGCAUUCGUCGGUGCCUAUGCCAUCCCUGAUACCUACAACCCACAUGAUGACAAGGUCUACAUCUUCUUCCGUGAGACAGCCAUGGAAGCUGGGCAGUGGGAGAGGCGGCACAUCCAUGCCAGGGUGGCCCGUGUCUGCAAGAAUGACGUCGGAGGGAAGCACAGCCUCAUCAACCGCUGGAGCACAUUCCUCAAGGCCCGUCUGGUGUGCUCCAUCCCCGGGCCCCACGGCACCGAGACACACUUCGACCAGCUGGAGGAUGUUUUCCUCCUCCACACCCGGGACCCCCAGAACCCCCUCAUCUUUGGGCUCUUCACGGUCUCCAGCGGUGUCUUCAGCGGCUCUGCUGUCUGCGUCUACUCCAUGGCUGCCGUUAGAGCCGCCUUCAGCGGCCCCUUCGCACACAAGGAGGGAUUCGACUACCGCUGGGUAGAAUACAAGGGCCGUGUCCCCUACCCCCGCCCCGGCACGUGCCCCAGCGAGACAUAUGACCCCCUCCUGCAAUCCACGAAGGACUUCCCCGACGAGGUGAUCAGCUUCAUGCGCACCCACCAGCUGAUGUGGGAGCCCGUGUACCCGCAGGGCCGCCAGCCCGUCCUGGCCAGGGUCAACGUUCCCUACCGGCUGCGGCGCCUGCUGGUGCACAGGCUGGAGACCGAGAACCGGCACUACGACGUGCUCUUCCUCGGCACAGAUGAAGGUAAAGUCCUGAAGGUGGGGCUGGCCGGUGGCGUGAGCCGUGGCACCGAGGUGAUCAGCCUGGAGGAGAUCAGCGUCACUAAGGUGCCUUCUCCCAUCCUGGACAUGAAGCUGUCACCGAAGCGGCAGGAGCUCUUUGUGAGCAGCACCCACGGGCUGAUCCAGCUCUCCCUCUACCGCUGCGAGCUCUACGGCAAAACCUGCACCGACUGCUGCUUGGCCAGGGACCCUUACUGCACCUGGGACAGCAGGACCUGCGCCCCACACGUGCUCACCGAGAAGAGGCGUGCUCGCUGCCAGGACGUGCUGAAGUCUGACCCGCUCAGCCAGUGCCAGGACACUGCAGAGGGAACCGCUGCUGUGGAGAAGCUGGUGUUUGGGGUGGAGAAGAACUCAACGUUCCUCGAGUGCCUGGCGCGCUCCCCGCAGACCACUGUGCGGUGGCUGAUGCGGCACGGAGAGGACAUGGACCUGAGCGAGGUCCGGAGCAACGGGCACUUCUCGGUGCUGGAGCAGGGGCUGCUGAUCCGGCAGCUGGCUCCGGAGGAUGCGGGCACCUACGAGUGCCAGGCCAUGGAGCGCUCCUUCUCCCGGCCCCUCACCCGGUACAGCCUCCGCGUCAUCAGGCAUGAGGCCAUGGAGCUGCCACCCUACAAGCGGAGCAAGGGACCCGAGCUGGGAGGGACGCACCAGAGCCCCCGGCCCCGCAUUGACCUGCACCCCGGCUACAAGGGCUUCCCUCGGGCCCUGGGGGCACCGGGCACCAGCCUGGAUGUCUACUGCAACGCCCUGCGGCUGCAGGAGAGGCAGCGGCAGAAAGCCUGGCACCAGAAGUGGCAGCACCCAUCCCCGGACAGCAAGAGCGGCCGGGUGCGGCGGCACCGCCAGCCCCUGUGAGGGCAGAGGAGCCGGAGCCGCCGCUGCUCCCUCCGCGCUCUGCCCGGGGCCCUUCUCGCUCACAGGAUCAGCUCCGAGACGCCUCAGCUUCCUGUGCACAAAGCGCCUCGCUGUUACUACCUCAGACCUGCCAGUCCCCUCCGUGCUGCCCACAGGGCACGCUGGAGCCAGGGCACGCAGCCCGCACCGGCUCCGAGACUCAAAGCUAUUUACACCCUGCAGGAUAUUUAUUCUCCUUGUUUCCCCCUGCCCCUUCAUGACAAUUGUUAUCAGCAGCAAUAAUAAGCACAGAGGACAGAGAAGGGAAAUUGUGAGCUUCCAUAGAUGGUUCUCCAACACUCAGCAGCAUCCAGCCCUGCCAUGGACAUUGUGCCCCCAGCCUCCCUCCCUUCCAGAGGGAGCAGGCUCCGGUGGGGUGCUCACCUGGGCGGCUGCAGAGGUACCAGUGGAUUCCAAAUGCCACUGGAGGUAGUAGGGCAAAGCUCCUUGUUGGGCCUGGGCACCUGGGGUUUGAAGAGAUGCCCAUACUCAGCUCUGCUCCACUUCAGACCACACCAGCUGGUUAAUUCUGACAUGUAUUUUACAAACACAAAUAAAAGAGAGCCACCAGGCACUUAUACCAACUUACAAUUUAUUAUUUUUUUAAAAAAUGACAUGAAACACAAGUAAAAAUAAAUACAUCAUAUAAACAACAAAUUGUUCAAAGUCU
This is a messenger RNA of Melopsittacus undulatus (budgerigar), 3509 nucleotides long. It is a transcript of the gene SEMA3F, whose product is annotated as semaphorin 3F. The transcript is spliced from 18 exons. Gene Ontology annotation, biological process: axon guidance; neural crest cell migration; positive regulation of cell migration. The record is from RefSeq and is a predicted model, not a curated record. The coding region runs from base 500 to 2800 and encodes 766 amino acids. Gene Ontology annotation, molecular function: chemorepellent activity; semaphorin receptor binding. Lineage: Eukaryota; Metazoa; Chordata; Aves; Psittaciformes; Psittaculidae. Gene Ontology annotation, cellular component: plasma membrane.